Messenger RNA from Nicotiana tabacum (common tobacco), 912 nucleotides. The record is from RefSeq and is a predicted model, not a curated record. Lineage: Eukaryota; Viridiplantae; Streptophyta; Magnoliopsida; Solanales; Solanaceae.
AUGGCUUUGGAGGGACUCGGUUCCAACUCUUACAAGCCGGCAAAAUUAUCCCUCGAUUUGGAGAAUCGAGUUACUCCUCCUACUAAACCAUCUAUCAUUGAGCCACUAAAGCUUGAGUUGAAGCCUUUGCCUUCACAUUUGAAGUAUGAAUUUCUAGGCCCUAAUGAAUUUUUGCUCGUUAUUAUCUCAUCCUCUUUGUCUAGUGUGCAGAAAGCUGCCAAGUUUCACCUAGAUGAGCCAUGUAUGGUUGCUUUUGAGGAACUCAAGUGGCGUUUGACAACCGCUCCUAUAAUUCAAGCUCCUAAUUGGGAGUUGUCAUUUGAGUUGAUGUGUGAUGCAAGUGAUGUCAUCAUGGGAGAGGUGUUGGGCCAAAGAGUAUGCAAGCUUUUCUAUCCCAUUCACUAUGCUAGCAAAACAAGGAAUGCCGCUCAAAUGAACUAUAUGGUUCAAUAUGCCAAUACUAUAGCCAAAUCUUGUGAUAAAUGCCAACGUCAAGGCAACAUCUCAAGAAAGAAUGAAAUGCCUUUGAAUCUGAUUGUGGAGGUGGAGUUGUUUGACGUGUGGGAAAUUUACUUCAUGGGGCCGUUUGUGAGCUCCUACAACAACAAAUACAUCCGUGUGACGGUUGGCUAUGUGUCAAACUGGAUGGAAGUGGUAGCUCUACCAAAAAAUAAAGCAAGAACUGUCAUCGCGUUCCUCAAGAAGAAUAUUUUCACAAGGUUCGACUCUCCGAGAGCUAUUAUAAGUGAUGGUGGUUCUCAUUUUUGUAAUCGAUUGUUUGCCACUUUACUCGAGAAAUAUGGAUUCAAUCACAAAAUUGCCACACCGUAUCACCCACAAACAAGUGGGAAAGUUGAAGUUUCAAAUCGUGAGAUUAAGAGCAUUUUGGCCAAAACCGUCAAUGUCUUAUAG